This is a messenger RNA of Oppiella nova, 717 nucleotides long. NCBI's taxonomy places the organism in Eukaryota, Metazoa, Arthropoda, Arachnida, Sarcoptiformes, Oppiidae. The record is from the annotation of a GenBank genome assembly.
AUGUCGUCCACGCAGGCGCUCAAUCAAGAGAUCCGCGAAUCCAAGCGAGAGUUGCAGCAAAUCGAGGAGCAGAUCAUGACUUUGAGGUCACGGAAGAGACAGUUGGACACAAAGAUCGCGUCGCUUGAGACACAACUCCAGAGUCACAGCGAAACUGAUUACCAGAAGUUUGCCACCGAUUCGUACGACUGGUCCCAAAAGGUUCACAAGUUAUUGGAGACAGUGUUCGGCCACAAGAAGUUCCGGUCGUAUCAACUGAUGGCCAUCAACGCCACGCUCAGCGCCACGGAUUGCCUUCUGGUGAUGCCUACCGGUGGCGGCAAAUCCCUGUGCUUUCAACUGCCGGCGCUCGUCAACAACGGACUCACUCUCGUGGUAUCGCCGCUGAUAUCACUGAUGGAGGAUCAGGUGAAUGGCCUCAAAGAGCUACGCAUACCUACGGCUGUCGUCAGCGGUCAGACCACUCGCGAGGAAAACAAUCGCGUGCUUCAGGCGAUAGCGGAUCCCAGCAGUGAUCUGAAGAUAGUGUACGUAACGCCCGAAAAGAUGGCGAAAUCCAAGCGAUUUAUGUCUCAAUUGGAGAAAUGCUAUCGAAAUGGACGACUCGAUCGUGUGGUGAUCGACGAGGUCCACUGUUGCAGCCAAUGGGGGCACGACUUCCGCACAGACUAUCAGUUCUUAGGCGUACUGAAGACACAGUUCUCGAAGGCGCCGAUC